This is a messenger RNA of Vigna umbellata (rice bean), 1291 nucleotides long. Lineage: Eukaryota; Viridiplantae; Streptophyta; Magnoliopsida; Fabales; Fabaceae. The record is from RefSeq and is a predicted model, not a curated record.
GUAGUAGCUAACGAACUCCAAAAUACACAUGCACUGCACUUAUUCUCUCUUCCAAGCCCUUUUUCAUUCAUUCUCUCUUCACUCUCACGAAACUGCGUUGUUCUCUUUCAUUCACGUCACAAGAACAACAACUUGUGUUCUCUGUUUCUGCUCUGCGUGAAAAACAGAGUCCCCUGUUUGGUGCCUAUCGCAAUGAAGUAUAUACGGAGCAACAGCUUGAAGAGGCUUUUCUCGUUUGGAAAACGCGGGUUUGGGGAAGAAAACAAUGUUGGGUUGGUGGCUCCUUCAUGUGAAGAGCACCCUCUAAGACCCUCUUGGAAAUGCUUCUCCUUUGAAGAGUUGUUCGAUGCCACCAAUGGUUUUAGCUCAGGGAAUUUGGUUGGGAGAGGAGGGUAUGCAGAGGUUUAUAAGGGAACGUUGCGUGGUGGUGAGGAAGUUGCGGUGAAGAGGCUCACCAGAACUUCAACUGAUGAGAGAAAGGAGAAGGAGUUUCUGAUAGAGAUUGGCACAAUUGGUCACGCGCGCCAUGCCAACGUGUUGCCUCUUCUGGGGUGUUGCAUUGACAAUGGACUUUACCUCGUUUUUGAGCUAUCCACCGUCGGUUCUGUUGCUUCUGUUAUUCAUGAUGAGAACUUGCCUCCUUUAGAUUGGAGGACAAGGUACAAGAUAGCUCUUGGGACCGCACGUGGUCUUCACUACUUGCACAAAGGCUGCAAGAGGAGGAUAAUUCAUAGGGACAUCAAGGCCUCAAACGUUUUGUUAACAGCAGAUUUUGAACCAAAGAUAUCUGAUUUUGGACUAGCAAGGUGGCUUCCAUCUCAGUGGACUCACCACUCAAUAGCCCCAAUAGAAGGGACAUUUGGGCAUUUGGCACCAGAGUACUACAUGCAUGGAGUUGUGGAUGAGAAGACAGAUGUAUUUGCCUUUGGUGUGUUCUUGCUUGAAAUCCUCUCUGGAAGGAAACCAGUGGAUGGAUCUCACCAAAGCGUGCACAGCUGGGCUAAACCAAUACUAAACAAAGGGGAGAUAGAAAAAGUGGUAGAUCCAAGGCUUGGAGGGGCUUAUGAUGUGACACAGUUUAAUAGAGUAGCCUUUGCUGCCUCCCUGUGCAUUCGGGCAUCUGCAACUUGCAGACCUACCAUGAGUGAGGUAUCUCAAACACAUUUGUUGCUUAACUUUCCUAUCACUUUCACUUUCCUCAAAUCUUAUGUAAAGCUUCAUUUUAAUCCUAAAACUAUAUUCUCUUUUGUUUCUCGUCAAUGGAAAUUUAUCAGAGGAUGUUUGCAUUCAG